Molecule: messenger RNA, 2301 nt
Organism: Chaetomium strumarium
Lineage: Eukaryota; Fungi; Ascomycota; Sordariomycetes; Sordariales; Chaetomiaceae
Exons: 1
Coding region: 358-2085 (575 amino acids)
Source: RefSeq, a predicted model, not a curated record
AUCUACAGCUUAGCUACUGCACGUUGGCGAAAGUGGUCGCAUUGGGCUGCAGAUGUCACACAUUGACACAUCGUCGGGUCCGUGAAGAAGCGCUGUGGUUGCAGUAUGCCCAUGCAUGUCGGUAAUUGGAGUCAUUGAACACUUACUUGCACGCUCGACUCGAUCGCCCCAUGUUCCACCCGCACUUCCGGUUUUCGCGCUUUUCUCUGCCUGUCUCCAUGUAUAUGUCCGGGUAGUCGUGUAGGACCCUCGCUGUCUUUACAAUCUGGAGACGCCCAAUCCAGUGUAAUACUUGCCAGCACUUGGUCCAUCGACGACAGACGUCGCAGAACUCAGCAAAGGAUACCCGCCGCCACCAUGGGGUACUUCGUGGGCACCACGAGCACCGGCUUCGUCGGCACCGACGAGAUGAGCGCCGUGACCUCGUACCAGCCCUGCCACAUCUUCGGCGACCAGAUGCUGAUCGGCGCCGGCAUCCGCGUCGGCUUCUACCUACUGUACGCCGCCGCCAUCGUCGCGGUGCUGUUCGGCGUGGACAAGCAGUUCCGCUUCUGGCACGGCGCAUGGGGCGUCCUCGCCCUGUCUCUGUUCAUUGCCAUGUUCCUGAACGUGGUGGACUACAACCUGAUCAUCAUCGAUUACGCCGUGCUGAUCCAGCUCGUGCUCUGGUACCCGGUCUACUUCGUCUUCACCGUCUUGCUCCGGCAGGCACUGGUUGUCGAAGGGAGGAGCCACUCCAAGCCGGACGCCGAGUACCAAGAGCGCCUGCAGCGAUGCCGACGGGCUGUUGUGACGGAACUGGACGUGGCGCGGGCUCGCGCGUAUGCCGAUCUCCUGAAAGCAUUCGCUCUCCAUGCGGCGGCAGAGGAGGCGGACCGGGACCGUGAAAUCACACAAGUAUCUCUGAACCACGCGGUCCAACAUUUCGUCUCGCAUUGGCACCAACAGAUCGAUGAUCGAGAUGGCCGACAGAGCGAAGAGAUCAACGUCGACGGAGGCGCAGUCACAACGGUCUACAACACCGAGCUUGUCGAGGAAAUCGCAGCGGCGCCGACCCGGGCGGACAUCGACAAGCUCCGCGACCUCUAUGUUGCCGCUCUCGUCCACUCCCAGCAAUCCGUCGCCGAGGCGCGGGCCACCGAGCAGGAGGUGGCGCUCAUUGCGUCCGAGGAACUGCGGAUAAAAAGGGGUGCGCGAGCUCCGAAGCAAUCCCUCCGUCACUUCCUGUUGUCAACGAGCUACAAGGACCAACUCACAGCGGCCAUCGGCUUGCUGGUCUGGUCUGCCUGGAUGUUUGGCACAGCAGCCCUCAACUGGCCGCUCCUGCACCACGGGAACAAGGCCGGCGGUGCCUGCGACAACGUGCCUACUGUGUAUUUCGUCUUCGCCCCGAAGAAACCUUUCGCCGACCGGGGUUUCGUCACCUUCUUGCGGGUAUGGACCGUGGGCGUGGCCCUCGUGGCUGUGUUCACCACGGCAGUGGGCCUGUUCAUCAUCACCGUCAGCAUCUUCGGUCCCGGCGCCGUUGGUUUGGGUCCCGGAAGCCAGAGGAGACGGAAAAAGUCGGUCGAGGCGGGCCACAGCGACCAUGACGCCCGCGACCUCCUCCAUGACUCGCCAGGAUACUCCCGCAAAGCUCGCGGACGCCACACGCAGGAAAUCCUCGCGUGUCUGCACCACAGCGAGUCGCGGUCCAUCCGGCAUCGCUAUCAGAGCAGGACGACAGUGCCGGCCCGGUUCAGCCUGUGGAAUAUCCCCUGGGCGGUUCUGCUGGCUGUGCUGCUCAUCGUCACGAUUGCGUGUUCCGAGUUGACAGUGUCAAAGCAGGGCGUGAAUAACAACGUUCCCCUGGACUUUGCUCGGCCGCCGGUCCAUGAGACGGCCGAGAUCCUGGCCUUGCUUAUCGGCUUGUACUCGUUGGUGUUGGUUUGCUUGAACGUGCUUGGCGCGUAUCUCGCCGCGUUUCUGCGCAGAAGCCGUCGCAAGAACAGGGGUCAGCAUGAGCGUGGCAGUCAUACGCAUCAUCGCCAUGUGAGCGAGAGGGAACGCGUUGGGAAGUCGGAGCAGCCGGGCGUGGCGCGUUAGGUGCAAGUGAUAAAUGGGGACGUAGCCUGUGGGUACUAGUGGUAGUGUAUGAGCUUAACAUACGAUUCGCGAAUAUCACGGUGAUUGCGAUGUUCGGAUGAGCGAGACGAAUGGCUUGAUAAAUGGCAGUAAAGCGAAUCAUUUGACACCUAGCCCCGUAAUGGGCUGGCCCCCGUGGAUAGAAGCCUCCAACCUUGGGGGUCACUCCUCCAGGAA